Messenger RNA from Peniophora sp. CBMAI 1063, 990 nucleotides. The record is from the annotation of a GenBank genome assembly. Lineage: Eukaryota; Fungi; Basidiomycota; Agaricomycetes; Russulales; Peniophoraceae.
AUGGGCGACCUCACCCUAGGCGCAACUUCGCUCGUUGAGAGCUGGUUCUCUAGUACGCUCUGUGGAGUGAACAUAGUUCUAUACGUUCUCUGCCUCCGCGCGCUCUUGAGGCGGUCAGAGCAGAGUGCCGGCGGAAGAUGGUUCCUCUUCGUGGUUUCGACGGUACAGAUGUUGAUCUGCAGUGCGCAGUCGGCAGUCCUCCUAGCGAGGAACCUGUACGCCUUUGCGUCGCUGAACGGUGGCGAGGCCGCAGCGGAGUACUUCGCGGACCAGGCGGCGGGGCUGCAUGUUGCGGACCAGUCUCUGUAUACGAUCAACGAUUGGAUUGGGAGUGGCGUCUUGUUGUGGCGGGCGUGGGCAAUCAAUGGGCGUAGCUGGAAACUCUGUUCGCCACUGCUUGUCCUUUGGGUGUUGCUCUUCGUCACCAUGAUCAGUGCCCUAGACCACCUCGGCCACCUGCGUCCGGGAUUGGCCGUCUUCGAUCCUUCCCUGGCAGGAUGGAUCAUGGCAUUCACCAUCCUCUCGCUCCUCGUACAAAUCGGCGCCACUUCGUUGAUCGCGUGGCGCAUCUUCGGCAGUAUCAGCUGGAGCAACCCACAAUGGUGGACGCGCGAGUGGCACGCUCUUCGCAUCGUCGUCGAGAGCGGCGCGAUGUACGGGGUUCUUACCAUUCUGUCCCUCGUCUUCUUCCUUCUGCGCGUGAACUUCGGGGCGAUUAACAUCGGCGUUCUGGUACAAGUUAGCGCAACUGCCCCGUUCUUGAUGAUCGUACGCGCGCAGGCGCAUCGAAGGAAGGAGGGAAUUGACUUCACGCAUCCUACCGCGCACGCAUCGUCCUUAUCUUCUGUCGUUCCUCCGGACAGCGCUCGAAGCCGCUGGACGAUCGAGGUCCAACUCGAAACGGGAGAUGCCCCACUGGACGGAGAGUACAAGGUCGAUCCCAACAAACUUCGGCCUCCUCAUUCACCUCACUCGCACUGGUCGCCUUGA